Solea senegalensis (Senegalese sole) is the source of this 1393-nucleotide messenger RNA. RefSeq names its product transmembrane protein 235b (gene tmem235b). Bases 241 to 900 code for a protein of 219 amino acids. The transcript is spliced from 4 exons. NCBI's taxonomy places the organism in Eukaryota, Metazoa, Chordata, Actinopteri, Pleuronectiformes, Soleidae. The record is from RefSeq and is a predicted model, not a curated record. Gene Ontology annotation, cellular component: apical plasma membrane.
CUCAAACCUCAGUGGGUCUCUGUCUUAAUCUAAUUUUAAUCCUGAUCCUCCUCACAUGCACCGCUGGACACUGGAUACGGAAAUGUAAAACCUCGGUGGAGAUUUUGGCACACGCUGACGCACCAUCCUCUAUCAUCCUGUGAUGAAGGAGCGCGUAAAAGGCUGAAGAUCUGGAUCUUCAUCGUCAUCAUCCUCUUCAUCACAGUGAGCUGCUGCUGCUGAAGAAGCUUUCAGAGCAGGAUGAAGGUAACCUUCGGUUCUCUGGUGAUUGCAGCAGGGAUCUGUGGACUCCUGAGCUUCGUCUUGUUGGCCACGUCCCUCGGAACCGAGUACUGGUACAUCAUCGAGAUGAACCCACUGAACAGCGCGAGCGAUUUUGAGGACAUGAGUUCCCACUCGGGACUGUGGAGCAUCAACGAGGGUGGCCAGAUGUACGCGUACACCAUUGACUCCUUCAAAGACGAUUACUCCAGAUACUCUGACACUGAGCUGCACUUGCUGAACAUGCAUAGGGCAGUGGUGGUGCUGCUUCCUCUCAGCCUGGUCCUCCUGUUGUUUGGUGGUAUCUGCGGCCUGGUCAGCUCUCUGACUCGCAGCCAUGUUCUCCUCACCAGCACGGCCUCCUACUUCUUCAUCUGCAGUUUGCCGACCUUGAGCGGCGUCAGCCUCUACAUCCUGUACUCGUACGAGGCCCUGGCAGAGACGGAGAGGCUGGUGGAGCCAGAGGACCUGGCGUCCAUCCGCACCUCCUUCGGCUGGUCUCUGGGUCUGGCCUGGCUCUCCUACGGCCUGGAGCUGGUCACCGGAGCUCUGCUGCUCACGGCUGCACAGAUGGUCAAGCAGCAGCGCAGCAGUCUAUCCAGGGCCGAGUGGAUCCAAGGCAAUCAUGAAAGGCACUGAACUGUACUGAACUGUGUGUGAAGGAGUGAGGAGGAGCAGUCAGGUAUGUUGGUACAAAACCUGAAUUUAAUCGAAUUUUCUAUUAAUUAGUCUAACAGAGUUUAGUUUUGAAUAGAUUCAUGUCCUGUGACUCUUGAUAAAGGAAGGUGUAGUCUGACUGGUCUGACUUUCAUCUGACCAGUGUCGCCCUCUUGUGGUUUGAAGAGAAGUGUCUCUUCAUAUCCACUCUCCAUAAUCAUGCUGAUUAUUAAUUGAAUCUGUGCCAAACAUGGGUUAGGGUUAGGGUUAACAUUUUACAUUUUGACGUAACAUUUACAUACAUUUUUAUUCUCGGAGCAUGUCACGUGCUCGUGAUUGAUUUCAUGUUAUUUGUAUAAUGUUAUUGUUCAAGGUGUAAAGGUCACAUGUGUAUAGUUGUUGCUGUUUAGGUCAUUUUGUGCCCUGUUGACUGCUUGUUUUUCUAUAAAAGAAAUGUGUAAUAAAUGUUGGUGCA